ACCAGUUACAGUAGUCAACAAAGCCUAAAUACAGUAGUCUUUUUAAAGACAAGAGAGAGGCUCUUCUGUAACGGCUCCACGUUUUGACUACAAUGGCGGAAGAUGAAAUCGUAGUCGAAGAAGAGCAAUCACCGGAGGAGGUAAUAGCUCUACCAUCUGAUUUGCCUUCUUCUUCACCGUCGUUUGUGGUGGAAGAAGACGAUGACAUGAAGCUCAAGCACUUGGAAUUCAUCCAAGUCGCGGCGGUCUACUUCGCAGUCUGUUUCUCGACGCUCUACGAGUUCGCUAAAGACAACGCUGGUCCCCUCAAACUCGGUGUAGAGAACAUCGAAGCUUCCGUCCAGACCGUGCUCUCGCCAUUAUACGACAAAUUCCACGACGUUCCUCUCAAGCUUCUCCUCUUCGUCGAUCGUAAGGUGGAUGAUGUGUUCUUCGAUGUUGAGCCAUACGUUCCUUCCUUGGUGAAGCAAGCUUCAAGCCAAGCGCUAACGGUGGCCUCGGAGGUGCAACGCGCAGGCGUCGUGGACACAACCAAGAACAUCGCGAGGAGCGUCCGGGAGAAGUACGAGCCAGUGGCGGAACAUUACGCAGUGACGCUGUGGCGCUUGCUGAAUCAAGUGCCGUUGUUCCCGGAAAUUGCUCAGCUAGUGAUCCCCACGGCGUUUUACUGGUCAGAGAAGUACAACGAUGCUGUUCGUUACGCCGGCGACAGAGACUACUACGUGGCAGAGUAUCUACCGAUGAUUCCUAUUGAGAAGAUCUCUGAUAUUUUGGAACACGAUCAAUGUCGAGCUGACUACUUGCACUAAUGAAGCCAAAGAUUCCUUCCUUUUUAAGCAUUUACAUGUACUCUGUUUUUCUCUUUCCUUUCUGCAAUUUUUGCUAUGCUAUCUCAAGAUGCAAUCUUUUCUUUGA
This is a messenger RNA of Camelina sativa (false flax), 915 nucleotides long. The record is from RefSeq and is a predicted model, not a curated record. NCBI's taxonomy places the organism in Eukaryota, Viridiplantae, Streptophyta, Magnoliopsida, Brassicales, Brassicaceae.